This is a messenger RNA of Papaver somniferum (opium poppy), 1014 nucleotides long. RefSeq lists its product as uncharacterized. The coding region runs from base 175 to 768 and encodes 197 amino acids. The transcript has 4 exons. The record is from RefSeq and is a predicted model, not a curated record. Lineage: Eukaryota; Viridiplantae; Streptophyta; Magnoliopsida; Ranunculales; Papaveraceae.
CAAAUGUUACAGGAUCCUAUGCAUUUAAUGCUUCGUUCUUUUUUCUCGCUACAAAUACUACAACCUCACCACACAUUCUAACCACUGCACUACUCAAACACCACCACCACCACCAGCAGCAACAACAGUUUUAUUUCCUCGCCCUUUCUCUCUCUAUCAUCUCUCUACCUCAUCAUGUUCAUCAACUACAACUCCUUCCUUUCUCUUAUCUUGCUCUUAUUUCUGUCAACGCAUGCAUGCACUGGCCGUCGUCUCCAACUCGAAGAGAAAGUGUCUAACAAUCUUCUCUCUGAAAAGGAUAUAGCGGAAGCCAAUACUGAUGAAACAAGAACCAGAACAGUAGACAAACUGAUGAAUAAUGUCAAUGACCAAGAAAAAGGACGUCAAGAGACUGCUGCAAGCAAAGAACGCAAAAUGAUGGACGAAAGCAGUGGAGGAAUUCAAGGAGGUCGCACUAUGCAAAAGCCAAAGAACCGUAAAAUAGCUGAUGAUAGUGAUGAUGAUCUACUGGUUAAUCACGUCCAAGAAUCACAUAAAAAGAAAAUUUCAGGAAGUGGGAAAAUUUCAGGGUCUUUGGGAGUGUCAGCUAAAAAUAUAGAGGUAAUGGAGCGUCCAUCUCGAUCUCAAUCCAUGCAAGGAUUUGGUUCCCAUGUCACAAAUCAAAAGAGAGAAAGCAAUGUCAUUGGAAAGGGAGAAAACCCGGUUGUGGUCAUGUCUGAUUAUGCCGAAGCUCAUCGGAGACCGCCCAUUCACAAUUUAUCUCCCUAAAUAAACAAUCUUUGUCGACAAGAUGUUCCCCUCCAUUUGGCUAGGGUUUAUCUUGAAUCUUUGAUAUAUGUACUAAUUUUUUAAGUUAUAUUUAUCCUUUAUUCACAAGAACACAGUAUAAUAUAGCUUAUAUGUGUGAGAAUAUAGUGAAUUGAUUGAUGAUGGUCCCUUAUACUUCUUCUGAACAUGUCCUAUUUUGAUUUGUAUGUAAUGAAUUUGUGAAUGAAAGAAGAAACAUAAGACAUG